AGCGGUCGCUUUCGUAUAAAAUAUAAUUAUUUCCAUAUACAAUAAUUGGAAUUAUCAUUAUUUACAUAUAAAUAAUUAUUAGCUUUAUGCAAUGUUCAUAAUUCUACUCCUCGUGAUAUUCUCUUGCGUAUACUAUAUGCACUUCCGUCAUUUGAGGAAACCGCUGUAUGAGCUAUCGAGGAAUUUGCCGGAUAUAGGAUGUCUUCCUGUGCUUGGACACACCCAUUGGUUCAUAGGCGGACCAGAAAAGAUUCUGAGCAACAUACAGCAACUGGCUCAAAUGGUUGAGAAAAACGGUGGAGUCAGCAAGGUUUGGAUUGGCCCGUCACUUUAUGUUGUUACGUUGGAUCCCAACGAUGUUCAGAAGAUCCUGGAAAACUGUUUACAAAAGGACGCGUCAUACAAAUUUUUGCAGACUUGGCUGGGCAAUGGACUUUUCGUAGCGCCAGUGGACUUAUGGAAGGCUCACCGUAGACUGCUGCUUCCGGUGUUCAACAACAAGAUAGUGGAAGACUACAUCUACGUGUUCGGAGCACAGGCUGAUGUGCUGGUGAAGAGGCUGGGCGAGAAUGUGGGGAGGGCGGAGUUCGAUGUGCACAAAUACAUCACAUCCUGCAUGCUGGAUAUUGUCUUCGAGACUGCAAUGGGCGAGAGGAUGGACGUCCAACACAACCCGGAGACGCCGUACCUGCGCGCGCGCAACGUCGUCAUGUCAAUCAUCAGCAUGCGCCUGUUCAAGGCCUGGAUGCAGCCCGACGCACUCUUCAAGCUGACACCCUACUACAAACUACAGAAGGAGAGCAUUGAUCUCACUCAUAAGUUCACGGACGAGGUAAUUAAACGAAAGAGGAAACUUUUCGCAGCAUAUAAGGGCCACAUUCAAGAUGGUCCGCGUGACAUCCUCGACCUGCUACUAGAGCGAGACAACAAGUUCACGGACGAGCAACUCCGAGAACACAUCGACUCUAUCACCAUAGCCGGCAACGAUACCACCGCUCUCGUCAUCUCCUACGCUCUGAUGUUGCUUGGCAGCCACCAGCAGGAACAGGAGAAUGUUUAUCAGGAACUCCGCAGUAUAUUUGGUGAUUCAAUGAGAUCUCCUACCAAGGAUGACAUAAACAAGAUGGAAUACCUGGACCGGGUACUGAAAGAGACCAUGAGGCUGUAUUCUGUCGUCCCGAUCAUUGCCAGAAAGACACAGAAGGAACUUAAGCUCUCUACUUGUACGGUGCCCGCCGGCGUUGGUUGCGCUGUGACGCCGUUUGUGAUGCACAGAUCUAAGAAGCUCUGGGGUCCAGACGCUGACGAGUUUAUACCAGACCGGUUUUUACCAGAAAACAGCGCAACGAGACACCCCUGCACAUUCAUACCGUUCAGCCAUGGCACUAGAAAUUGCAUAGGUCGUCAUUUUGGGAUGCUAGCAAUGAAGAGCAUACUAUCUGUUGUGCUGAGAAGUUAUAAGAUCCACGCGAAGCCCUGUAAGAGUUUGAAGAUUGAGAUUUUGCUCUUCCCCGUGGCUGGACAUUUAAUGACCAUAGAGAAACGAUGAUUUAUCUAAAAAUAAUUGAAUUAAUUUAAUAUUUAUGAUUAUCUUUAAAUAAAUUCCUAAAUUCG
Aricia agestis (brown argus) is the source of this 1614-nucleotide messenger RNA. RefSeq names its product cytochrome P450 4c3-like. The transcript is spliced from 10 exons. NCBI's taxonomy places the organism in Eukaryota, Metazoa, Arthropoda, Insecta, Lepidoptera, Lycaenidae. The coding region runs from base 92 to 1549 and encodes 485 amino acids. Gene Ontology annotation, molecular function: iron ion binding; monooxygenase activity; oxidoreductase activity, acting on paired donors, with incorporation or reduction of molecular oxygen. The record is from RefSeq and is a predicted model, not a curated record.